Molecule: messenger RNA, 324 nt
Organism: Perognathus longimembris pacificus (Pacific pocket mouse)
Lineage: Eukaryota; Metazoa; Chordata; Mammalia; Rodentia; Heteromyidae
Gene: Trpc5os
Product: TRPC5 opposite strand
Exons: 1
Coding region: 1-324 (107 amino acids)
Source: RefSeq, a predicted model, not a curated record
AUGGAGGCCAGGUCAAUUCCCGCACUAGUCAGCGGACUUGUUGAAUGCGUAGCCCAGCUGAUAAGAAUAGCUGAAGAGCUUUUGCAGUUUAUUUCACAGGAACAACAAGUUCCUUACCCAGUUCCAAGUGGCCUGGACGAAGAAAUUUUACCUCCUUCUGAGGAAGUUCCGCUGCCAGAUCUCGCUGAUCUCUCUGACCUAGAGUCAAUACUUUCACUAAAAGAAGAUGAAGAUCUCAUCCUUGACAUCGAUGAAGCAAUGUUAGAUAUUGACAGCCUUUAUGAUGUGAUACCUACUGAUAAUGAUGACAUAAGCAGUGAGUAA